Molecule: messenger RNA, 360 nt
Organism: Cylicocyclus nassatus
Lineage: Eukaryota; Metazoa; Nematoda; Chromadorea; Rhabditida; Strongylidae
Source: the annotation of a GenBank genome assembly
AUGGAUAUCCUCUCAAAGCGAGCUAGGAUGACUCCGGUGCAGCUCUGCAUCCUAGCGGCAUUCUUUUGUUGUUGCUUUGCUUUGGAGUGCUUUACCGGAUUCAAGUAUAUUAAAGGACAAAGCAUAGGGACGACUACGCAAACGUAUGCCUUUUGGCCCAUAACAAGUGCAUCCAAACGACAUUUGAAGGCCAUGAUGUCAAGCUCUGUUGUUGUAACAAUGAAGAUCUGUGCAAUUCAAUGUUCACACCCAGUUUAUAUGUUCCUCUGCUUUUGUUGGCGACAUAUUGGAGUUUAUGAGAACUACACCAGCUACGAAAAGGCAAGCAAUCUCGCCAAAAACUUGCUUGAUAUCGGGUAA